AAUGACGUCGGUGGAGGCUAUGUGCCAUUGCAGUAGAAUGUAGCGGAGGCCGGCAUUCUAUUGCUGAAUGAAUGAGAAUGUCUGAGGCUGCAGGAAUCGAACUCAUCAUCAACCAGGAAGCGGAGGCCAGAGCCCCCCUGUGCCCACAUGGUCCAACUUUGUUGUUUGUAAAGGUAAAUCGCAAAAAGCAAGAAGCCAGGAGGUUUUAUGCCUGUGCAGCCUGCAGAGAUCGAAAGGACUGUAACUUCUUCCAGUGGGAAGAUGAAAAGAUAUCAGAGGCCCGGCAAUCAGCAAGAGAAGAAUUUAAUCGAAGUCGACAACCACCGUUUACUCACAAGCAAUAUGUGGAGAGAUUUCAGCAAUUUGUGUCUUUACCCUUGGCAAACAGAAUAUUCUGCUCAGACUGUCAGAUUUUGUUGCUUCCUGAAGAGUGGGACCAGCAUUCGUCUCACUGUCUGAUUGGAGAUGUCUCCCUCGGCCAGCUGAAAAGACCCAGCCAUUUGCUGCUUCCGCUUGAGAAUAAGAAGACUAAUGCUCAGUACCUGUUCGCUGACCGCACUUGCCAAUUCUUAUUGGAUUUAAUUGUUUCAUUGGGCUUUAGAAGAGUGCUGUGUAUUGGAACGCCACGGCUACAUGAGCUAAUAAGGGUGCACCAGUCUGAAAAGAAGGAACCGGUUAUAAAGAGUCAGCUUCUGGAUAUUGAUUUCAGGUAUUCCCAGUUUUAUUCAGAGGAGGAGUUCUGCCACUACAACAUGUUUAAUCAUUAUUUCUUUGGGGGAAAGUCUGCCUCUGAAGCAUUUCAAACCUUCUUAUGUCAAGACAAAGGAGAGUCUAUUAUUAUGGUGACUGACCCACCAUUUGGCGGCCUAGUGGAGGCUCUGGCCCACAGCUUCAAAAAGAUUGUUGGUAUCUGGAAGAUUUCACGGAAUGAAAUUGAUGAUGAGUUGCCAAUGUUUUGGAUUUUUCCAUACUUCUUUGAACCUCGCAUUCUGCAAUGUUUCCCAACUUUGAGCAUGCUGGACUACCAGGUGGAUUAUGAUAACCAUGCAUUAUACAAGCAUGGGAACACUGGUCGAAAACAAUCUCCAGUGCGGAUAUUUACCAACCUUCCUCCCAAAGACAUUAUUUUGCCUGCUGAAGAAGGGUACAGGUUCUGUUCACUUUGUCAGCGAUAUAUAUCCUCGGCAAACAGACACUGUGAGAUAUGCCAGGCCUGUACGUCUAAAGAUGGCAGGCAAUGGAAACACUGUCAGACCUGCAACAGAUGCGUAAAACCAUCCUGGGUUCACUGUGAUACCUGCUGUCGUUGUGUCCUUCAGGAACACACAUGUGGGACAGCCGGAGAUGGAUGCUUUAUAUGUGGAUGUACUGAGCACAAACGCAGAGAGUGUCCUCACACAGCAUUCCCAAACAGGACCACAAUCGGCGAGGCAGAACCACAUAAAAGAAAAAUUUUGGAAACCGAGAGAGAGACAGCUGUAAAGAAAUCUAAAAAACAAGCCCAAAAAAUGGGUGCCAGAAAGAAGAAAACUCUGAAAUGGGUAACUGGGAAAUCAAAAAGGAAACCGGAGAGAAAGAAGAAACAGCAGCGGAGGGGACAGACUGUGUGCAGUGCUAGAUGAAGCUUUCCUGGAUGAGCACUGUCUAAUUUCCAGCAAAAUAAAAUCUCUUCAUGGAGAAUCUUGAGGUGUUUGAGAUUACCGGUGAGGUGCAUCUUUGCACAGCUUCUCCAUCACCUCUUUCCCAAUGUUAGUGCCUUGUUUGACGCAAUAUUCAGCCUCUGUGAACCUGGAAGCAAAGUUCCAUGAACAUACCGGAGAACACUUGUGUAGAAAUAAUUUUUAAAACAUUGGAACUGCUAUCACAGAUAUAAAACCACCAUCAUAUAUUCUGUUUGUUCAUUGGUGUGAAAAUCUGUCUCUCCUAUGUUCUCACCCUGUUCGUACAGCAGUUCUGAAAUGGAACCUUCAGAUUAAAAUGCAUUUUUCUAAA
Carcharodon carcharias (great white shark) is the source of this 1992-nucleotide messenger RNA. It is a transcript of the gene zcchc4, whose product is annotated as zinc finger, CCHC domain containing 4. The transcript is spliced from 13 exons. The coding region runs from base 72 to 1622 and encodes 516 amino acids. Gene Ontology annotation, biological process: rRNA methylation. The record is from RefSeq and is a predicted model, not a curated record. Gene Ontology annotation, molecular function: zinc ion binding; rRNA (adenine-N6-)-methyltransferase activity. Gene Ontology annotation, cellular component: nucleolus; cytoplasm. Lineage: Eukaryota; Metazoa; Chordata; Chondrichthyes; Lamniformes; Lamnidae.